Mya arenaria is the source of this 569-nucleotide messenger RNA. RefSeq lists its product as uncharacterized. The coding region runs from base 38 to 442 and encodes 134 amino acids. The transcript is spliced from 4 exons. NCBI's taxonomy places the organism in Eukaryota, Metazoa, Mollusca, Bivalvia, Myida, Myidae. The record is from RefSeq and is a predicted model, not a curated record.
ACAAGAAGGCAUUUAUCAUAAUUUUGUUCUCUGUAAAAUGGAGUGUUUUGUUAAUCACCAAAUCUUGUAUUUAAAUCCGUUCGGCAUCGAGAGUAACAAUUUAAUGUUAAAAUGUCGACAAUACUUUACGUUUUUUCAAUACGUUUGGGUUCUGUUUGGGCUGCUGGUUUCGCAUGCAAAGGGACAGUAUCCUCUCGACUGGGAUCUGGCGAGAACAACAGCGCGAACCUGUGCUCAUAAACAGAUGAACGCGGGAGGAAAUGACGGAAUAAUCUAUGGACGUGAAAGAGACGUGAUGGGUCCAUUUCCGUUUAUCGCAACUGUCAAGUUCACUAUCGACAAUGCUAGCCCGAGACUGUAUUGUUCUGGAAGGUUGCGAUUUUGGGGAUCUGGUUUCUCACAAGCACGCGGCGGGUGCUUCCGUCUUGUUUGUUUGGACUAAAUUGUCGAUUGAAUUGAUACUUCUUCUUUUCAACUUUUAAAUUUCUUGAAUAAUUAUUGUUCAUUUAUUACCCUGUUCGCUGCGAAGAGGCAUAAUAAACAACAGUCAUACUCAUGUAUGUAUUCAA